This is a messenger RNA of Ramularia collo-cygni, 306 nucleotides long. Its product is annotated as probable glutaredoxin Grx1. Gene Ontology annotation, biological process: cellular response to oxidative stress. Gene Ontology annotation, molecular function: glutathione disulfide oxidoreductase activity. The coding region runs from base 1 to 306 and encodes 101 amino acids. The record is from RefSeq and is a predicted model, not a curated record. Gene Ontology annotation, cellular component: nucleus; cytoplasm. Lineage: Eukaryota; Fungi; Ascomycota; Dothideomycetes; Mycosphaerellales; Mycosphaerellaceae. The transcript has 2 exons.
AUGGCAGCAAAGGCAAAGGCGCAAGCGAUCAUUGACGACAACGCUGUUGCCGUCUUCAGCAAGUCAUACUGCCCAUACUGCAAGGCUACCAAGAGCCUGCUGUCCGAAAUGGGCGCCAAGGCCUACUACAUCGAACUCGAUCAGGUCGACGACGGUGCCGCGAUUCAAGAUGCUUUGGAGGGCAUGACCUCGCAGAGGAGCGUCCCGAACAUCUUCAUCAACAAGAAACACAUUGGUGGCAACUCUGAGCUGCAGGGCAAGAAGAGCCAGCUUCCAACUCUGCUCAAGGAGGCGGGAGCUGUUUAG